Molecule: messenger RNA, 1989 nt
Organism: Polistes canadensis
Lineage: Eukaryota; Metazoa; Arthropoda; Insecta; Hymenoptera; Vespidae
Exons: 4
Coding region: 207-1118 (303 amino acids)
Source: RefSeq, a predicted model, not a curated record
AAGUUGGUAAUACUGAUUAAAUGCGAUUCUUCUUCCGGCUUCACAAUAUACAAUAUAAUUGUAAGCUCACCAAAUAAAUCGCCAUUUGUAAAAAUUUCCUUGAUCACUGAGCGUUGAGCAGCAAGAAACAUCCUAGGGAACGAUUGGAGUGGCUAUAUUUAAACAGUAAGAAGGUCAUGAUACUUCACUUCUAGGUAAAAUAUAUCAUGGAAGUAAUAGAAUGUCAAUAUAAUUUGGGAAAUUAUAUUUAUACUAUCAGAGACUCUAAGGAUGUACAUACUAAAUUGAAAAGUGAUCCUGUUUUUAUUACAGAGUAUAUUAAAUUAAAUGGUGAUCAUUUGGAAUUUGAAGUACAAAAUCAAAAAAUACCAACAGAUUCUGGAUUCGUUUGGACAAAAAAAGCAACGUUAUUGCUUAUGGAGGAAUACCAUGCUAGGAAAGAAAAGUUUAGAGAUUUUACGAUAAAGAAGAAAUCAUUAUGGAGAGAAAUAGCAGUUGUAUUUGAAAAGAACAAUUAUUACGUUUCUCCAGAAAAUUUAGAUAAAAAAUUUAGAAAUUUAAAAAGAACUUACAUUAAAAUUCGCAAUAACAUUAAAAAAUCACCUAAUGAAAAGGAUAGAAUUACGUGGGAAUAUUACGAAUAUUUAAAAACUAUUUUUGAAAAAGAUUAUAAUAUAAAUAAUUCUAGUACGAUAAAUAAAAUUGUAGCUAAGUCCGAAGGUGAUGAAAAGAUAUCGAAAAGUAUUGUUCAUAAUAAGAACUCGUUAUCUGGAAAACCUGUGGAGGAUGAUGAUUCUAUUUUAAUAUUAUCCGAUCAAUCAGAUCAAUCAGAUCACUAUAACAAUACUGAACAAAUAUUUUGUGAUGUAAAACCAAUUAGUAUACACAAAGGAGUUAAAUUAAAGAUGCAAAGAAAAAGACAAGCAAAAACUUUUAGAGAAGAACGUCUUAGUUUAGAAAAAGAAAAGGUUAAAGAGCUUAGACGUUUACGAGAGGCUAUAGAAAAUAAUAAUGAAAUACAGAGAGAGCGUAAUCAAUUAUUCUCAUCUCUUAUAAUGAAUAUAUCAUAUGAAUCAUUAAACGAAUAUAAGUUUGGAUCUUCUUAUGAGAAAGCAUAAAUAAUAUGAAUUUAUAUUGUGAACAGGGUAUCAAAUGUGAGUAAGAAUAAGUUAUUAUAAAAGUAUAUCCCCUUAAGAGAUAAUUUUCAUUAUUAAUAAAUUUGAAUUCGAUUAAAAUGAAACCAAAGCAGUCCGAUUCGACCUAAUAUAUUUAUAAAAAAUAUAUUGAAGAUAGUUUUUUAUUUAUAAGAAAUAUAUUGACUAUAGUAUAAAAAUAUUUGUAUAAUAAAAUCUAGUAAAAUUGAGAUCUAAUCUAUUAACUAGAGAUAUAUAUAUGUCUAUAAAGAAAAAUGUAUAUAAUAGAUUUUUUUAAUAAUAAAGAACAUACAUUUUGAUAAUUACUACACGUUUGUGAUAAUAAUAAAAAAAGAAUAAAAAGUCAUAAAUAAUUAAUUAGCAAAUUCGUUAAGAAAAUCAUCAAAAACACAAGAAAAUUCAAUUCAAUCUAUUUCGUCAAUCAUAUUCUUAUAACUUUGUUCGAUUUAAUUUUUUCAAUGAAAAUUAUUUAAAUGCACAUCAAUACAUUAUUGGCAGUAUAUAUUUACAUGAUACAACAAUAAAAAAUAAUACCAUUGAUUUGUUGUCUUUGAGCGCUAAAUGUAGAACUUGGAUAAUCACAUUUUUAUAGAAUUAUUUAAUACUACAAUUUUGUUGUCAAUAAUUAUCAUGUGGGCGAGUGUAAAUGGAAAUUCAAAGAUAAGAAUCUAUGCGAUAUACAGCGUGUCCCAGCUACAGGAAAUCAAAUAUUUUUUUUGUUUUUUAUUAUACGACAAAUUUUUAUGGUAUACUUUGAAUGGUUUAGAAAGAGAUAUGUUAUGAAAAAAAAAAGAUUUUUUUUUAGGUCAUUUUUUUAUGGAUUUUUUCAAAGUCA